AUGAAGCUCUCUCUCGGUCUCGUAUCUUCGCUCCUGCUUUCGGGCGCCUCCAUUGCAUCUGCUGCUGCUUGGAGCUUCGAGGAUGCCACGGUUUCCAUUGCCAGCAAAGGUGCUGGCGUCGGAGCUGCUUCCAAGAACGCGCUCGGCGCCACCAAGCCUCUCGCAAAGGCGGUAUCGCUGGGCGCGACCGACUUGUUGAAGCUCGACCUCACCACAGUCGAUGGAAAGACUGCGAAGCGACCGCACCAGGCCUUCCUCACCUUGACAGACCCCGCCACGGGGCUGGAGGCGUCCUUCGUGCUCAAUGUCAAGGACAGCGGCAAGGCCAAGCUCUUUCUGUCACACAAGGACCUACCCCACCAAUUCCUCACCUCCACCAAGCCAAUUCCCGCCUCGAUCGUCGUCGGCGCAUUCGGCUCGUCCGCGCCCUACAAGCAAAAGGUCUUUGACUUGGCUGUCACCCGCGAUGCCAACGUACCUCUCGCCAUCCCCGAGCCACCGCUCCGCUACGCCGCCGAGCCCGAGAUCCACCACGUCUUCCGCGACGACCCCAAAUCGCCUCCCAAGAUCAUCACCAUCUUCUUCGCUGCUGCCGUUGCUGCUGCCCUUCCCUUCUUGCUCGGUCUCUGGGCCACCCUGGGUGCCAACGUCAGUCACCUAAACAAGGCGCUCGGCGCAGCCCCUGUCUCGCACGCCCUCUUCUACGGCUCUAUCAUCGCUAUGGAGGGCGUUUUCUUCCUCUACUACACGAGCUGGAACCUCUUCCAGACCCUGCCUGCCGCUGGUCUUGUCGGCGUGGUGGCCUUCUUGAGCGGCAGCCGGGCGCUGUCCGAGGUCCAGGAGCGCCGUUUGGCCGGUCUGAGAUGA
This is a messenger RNA of Ascochyta rabiei, 867 nucleotides long. RefSeq lists its product as uncharacterized. Bases 1 to 867 code for a protein of 288 amino acids. Gene Ontology annotation, biological process: protein N-linked glycosylation. The transcript has 3 exons. NCBI's taxonomy places the organism in Eukaryota, Fungi, Ascomycota, Dothideomycetes, Pleosporales, Didymellaceae. The record is from RefSeq and is a predicted model, not a curated record. Gene Ontology annotation, cellular component: membrane; oligosaccharyltransferase complex.